Molecule: messenger RNA, 960 nt
Organism: Pelodiscus sinensis (Chinese soft-shelled turtle)
Lineage: Eukaryota; Metazoa; Chordata; Testudines; Trionychidae
Product: olfactory receptor 52E8-like
Biological process (GO): G protein-coupled receptor signaling pathway
Cellular component (GO): plasma membrane
Molecular function (GO): G protein-coupled receptor activity; olfactory receptor activity
Source: RefSeq, a predicted model, not a curated record
UACUCCAUGUCAGACUCCAACACAACCGACUUCACCAACCCCUCCACCUUCAUCCUGCAGGGCAUCCCUGGCCUGGAGGCGGCCUAUGUCUGGAUCUCCAUCCCUUUUGGAGCCAUCUACGCUACAGCCCUCAUGGGCAACUUCACCAUCCUCUUCAUUGUGAAGAUGGAGCCAAGCCUCCACCAGCCCAUGUACUAUUUCCUCUGCAUGCUGGCCAUCACCGACCUGGUCUUAUGUACAUCUACCCUGCCCAAAAUGCUGAGCAUCUUCUGCUUCAAUUCGAGGCAGAUCAGUUUCAGUGCCUGCCUCACCCAGAUGUUCUUCCUUCACUGCUUUUCCAUCCUGGAGUCUGGGAUCCUCGUGGCCAUGGCGUUCGAUCGCUAUGUGGCCAUCUGUCACCCUCUCAGACAUUCCAUCAUUCUGAGAAACUCCAUUUUGUUCAAGUUUAGCCUGGCCUUGUUGCUGCGCAGCACCAUGCUCAUACUGCCCUUUACUUUACUGGCAAGGCAGUGGCCAUAUUGCAGGUCCAACAUCAUCCCCCACACGCACUGCGAGCACAUGGCUGUGGUGAAGCUGGCCUGUGCCGACAUCCGUGUCAGCAGCUACUACGGCCUCUUUGUGGCACUUUCUGUGAUGUGUCUGGAUAUGGUUCUAAUUGCCCUGUCCUACACCCAGAUCCUCAGGGCCAUCUUCCGCCUCCCCACAAAGGACGCCCGGCUCAAGACUUUUGGGACCUGCAGCUCCCACCUCUGUGUCAUCUUGGCCUUUAAUAUCCCACGUCUCUUCUCCUUCCUCACACAGCGAUUUGGCAACAACGUGCCCCUGCAUUUCCACAUUUUCAUUGCCAACGUGUACCUCCUGGUGCCCCCCAUGCUCAACCCCAUCAUCUAUGGGGUGAGGACCAAGGAGAUCCGGGACAGGCUGCUCCGGCUACUCCAUCCCGGGAAGUCUAAUCUGUAA